Messenger RNA from Micropterus salmoides (largemouth bass), 6773 nucleotides. RefSeq names its product phospholipase C like 1 (gene plcl1). Lineage: Eukaryota; Metazoa; Chordata; Actinopteri; Centrarchiformes; Centrarchidae. The record is from RefSeq and is a predicted model, not a curated record. Gene Ontology annotation, molecular function: phosphatidylinositol-4,5-bisphosphate phospholipase C activity. Gene Ontology annotation, biological process: intracellular signal transduction; lipid metabolic process.
UGCUACUGUCAAUUGUGUUCCCUAUUCUCGUCAAAAGUCGGCUGUUGUUGCUCUGAGUACAGCCAAGGCGAACGUAGUAUCUGUGUUUAGUCAGAGCAAUGCGCUCCGCGGUGACAGAUGAACGGAUCCUUUUUACUUGACGCAAACAGCAGCUCUUUUCUGCACUUUGACAUCGGUGUGUGUUGGGGAGAGGAGUAGCCUUGGGUUUCGGGUCGGAUUGUUUUCAAACAUUUUUCUUCCUCCAACACCACCUCGCUUUCAUCGUUUCUCGUCACGCACCAAGGCUUUUUUUGGUGCACAUACUGAACCUACACCACCUCGAGGACAAGCAAGACUGGGCACGUUGAAGACUUGUUGCGCGCAUCCGGGGAGCGCACCAGUCCAGUUUUCAUCCAAGUCGAUAUACUGUACCUGCGUGUGAUGCUCUGAUUCCAACAGUGAGUCAUUUAGCGGAGCGGGGAUGGACUGUGGAGAGCAGCUCAGACUAAAAGCCUGAAGUCAGCAGGGCUUGGUGCUCAGUGACUAUGAGAAUCUGUUCAUAAUUAACGGAAUUGGGGUGAUAAGUUUCCUCUGGUGUGUUCCAGCUGCUGGUGAACUGGUGAACUGCUGAGCGGCUGAGGCUUUAGGAAAACAAGAGCCCAUUUCUCCUUUAAAUGGCAUCAGCGCGCCGCCAAGUCAAACCUUAUUCGGGUCAGAUCCGACGACUUAAUUAAUUUCCCUUCUCCACGGCGUUUCAAAUCGAGCCCUCCUUCUCAACGACAUGUCUGAGCGUGAUGGAUAUGGAGACGGGCUGUGCAGCGACGGCGCGCCGGAGUGCGUCCCGCCGAGAGCGUCCCGUGGCCGGCGGAGCGGUGUCAUCCUCCCUGGUGGCGGCCAGGACACCGAGACCAUCCUCCUGGAUUCGGUGAAGGCAGCACCUCGCCGGAGCAGUAUCAUUAAGGAUCCCUCAGCGCAGAAGGUGGGCGGAGGCAGGAAGAAGACUGUGUCCUUCAGUAGCAUGCCCUCUGAGAAGAAGGUGAGCAGUGCAGCAGACUGCUUGGCGUUCAUGCAGGGUGGGUGUGAACUGAAGAAGAUCCGGCCCAAUUCCAGGGUUUACUGUCGUUUCUACACCCUGGACGCAGACCUUAGCUGCUUACGCUGGGAACCGUCUAAGAAGGAUGGGGACCGGGCUCGGCUGGACGUCUCCAGCAUGCGAGAGGUUCGCAUUGGGAAGAGCACCGAGACAUUCCUCCAUAACGGCCCUCUCUUUGAACAGCUGGCUGAGGAGGCAGCCUUCUCUAUCAUACAUGGGGAUGACUACCAGUCCCUGGACUUGGUUGCAUUGUCGGCAGAUGUGGCCAACAUAUGGGUGACGGGCCUUCGCUAUUUGUUGGCCCACCCCUCAAUCAUCGGGGGAGCUGGGGGAGGUGGAGGAGGAGGGCUGGGUGAAGGAGGGGGGCUGGCGGUAGAGGGCAGCCUGGGAGGCAAGAUUAGGAGUGAGUGGCUGGCGGCGGAGUUUGCCCAGGUGGAUGAAGAUGGCUACGGCAUCGUGUCAGAGGACGUGGCAGUCGCCACCAUCUGUAAACUCUGCCCCGGUAUCAAGGAAGCCAAGGUACGUCUGCGUUUUAAGGAGAUCCAGCGCAGCAAGGAGAAGCUGACCUCCCACGUGACACUUGAGGAGUUCCAGGAGGCAUUCUGUGAGCUUUGCACCCGGCCCGACGUCUACUUCUUAUUGGUGCAACUGUCGAAGGACCGCGAGUGUCUGGACCCUCAGGACCUCCGUCUCUUCUUGGAGACUGAGCAGGGUUUGUCUCUGGCGACAACCGAGGGCUGCUGGGAGCUCCUGAGGCGCUUUGAGCCCUCGGCCCAGGGCAGGGAGCGGGGGCUUCUGGGUCUGGAUGGAUUCGCUCGUUACCUGCAGUCUCCGGAGUGCCAGGUGCUCGACCCCGAACACCUGGGAGUUUGUCAGGACAUGAACAUGCCUCUGUCCCACUACUACAUCAGCACCUCGUACCGCUCCUACCUACUGGAUGACCAAGUCCACGGCAGAGCAGACCUAGGAGGUCUGAUCAAGGCCCUGCAGUCUGGCUGUCGAUGCGUGGAGCUGGGAGUGACUGAUGGUCCAGAGGGGGAGCCUCUCCUUGGAGUGGACUAUGGGCCAGAUAUCCCUCGUCACCAUCACCACCACCAUCACCACCACCAUACGCUUGUCACUAUCCGCUCUGCUCUGGAGGUGGUCAAUAAGUAUGCCUUCCUGACUUCUCAGUACCCACUCCUGUUGUACUUGUGCCAGCGCUGCUCUCCUGCCCAGCAGCGUACCAUGGCUCAGCACAUGAAGAAAGUGUUUGGCUCCCGUCUUUACACUCCAGAGGCCCUCCCUGUCAGCUUGGGAGGGCGAGCCACAACCUUACCCUCCCCUGAGCAGCUGAAGGGACGCAUCCUGAUAGUGGGGAAGAAGCUCCCUCAAGAGCAGCCGGGCUCUGAUGGGGAGAUAUCUGAGGAGGAUGAGGAGAUAGGAGGAGGGGGGCCUCUGGCAGGACGGCGAAUGACCAUCCCUGGUGAGGAAGAACUGGGUGUGGUCUUGGUAGUGCCUCCGCCCUCUCAACCCAGGAAGCUGCGGCUCCACAAAGAGCUGUCAGACCUGGUGGCUAUCGGUCGGACGGGCAGCCGCAGCUUCUACGCCCAGAGAGCCAGUCACAAACAGCAGCAGUCACCACCCAGCAGUCCCUCCUCUCCCAGCACGCCAAUGCUUCCUGAGCCGCCUUAUUGGACAUUGUGCUCCCUGGGUGAGGGAGAGGCCGGGCGGCUGUCCACUGAGAGUCCAGAGGACCUUGUAGUGUUCACCAAGCGCACCCUAACCCGGGUACGACCCAGUUCAGUGCGUCUGGACUCCAGUAACCCCAACCCUCAAGGAUACUGGAAAGGAGGGGUCCAGCUUGUGGCCUUGAACCAGCAGACUCCCGGCGCCAUGCUGGACCUUCACAGAGGUCGCUUCUCACAGAACGGAGGGUGUGGUUAUGUUCUCCGACCCGCUGUAAUGAGGGAUGAGGUGUCGUAUUUCAGUGCCCACACGCAGGGCUGUGUGCCAGGAGUGCCGGCUCAAACUCUACGGAUUAAGGUUAUCAGUGCCCAUAACCUGCCCAAGCCUCAGGGAUCAGGGGCUAAAGGUGAGGUCAUUGACCCGUACGUGGUUCUGGAGCUGCAUGGCGUACCGGCUGACUGUGCUGAACAGCGGACACGCACCGCUGCUCAGAACCAGGACGACCCGCUGUUUGAUGAGACCUUUGAGUUUCAAGUAAACAUGCCAGAGCUGGCCUUGCUGCGUUUCGUGGUAUUAGAUGACGACUACAUUGGGGACGAUUUCAUUGGCCAGUACAGUGUGGCCUUUGAGUGCCUUCAGCCUGGUUAUCGCAAUGUGCCCCUGCUGGGCAUGGCGGGGGACCCCUUACCCCACACCAGCCUGUUUGUCCAUGUGGCGAUCACCAACCGGCGAGGAGGCGGGAAGGCCCAGCGACGAGGUCUGUCAGUGAGGAGGGUAGGGAGGCGUGGGCGGGAGUACGUCACACUAAGGCACACUGGCAUCAAGGUGGUGGACGAGACUUUCAAGCCGGCUGUGCACCUCAAAGAGGCAACGGACCUGCGGGAGGAUGCUCAGAGCACCACCUCCAGUUUCAAAGAGCAGUGUGGGCUCCCCACGGUGGCCAAACUGAAGCAGUGCAUCCAGAGCCUGGCCACCAGGCUGCAGAGCCCCGAGGGCAUUAUGGGGGCCACCAUGGUGCUGAAGGAGGGUUACCCGUGUCUGGAGCCUCUGGUCAGCCUCUCAGAGCCGACACGCAAACUGCUUGCUGCCUACGACACGAUGAUUGCCGCCCAGAAACAGCUGAUUGAGAAUGCAGAUGCUGUUCAGGAGAGGAUCGCCCAGGUGCAGAGAGAAGGCAUGGACUUCCAUGAGGAUCUUUCUCGGCUUGGGGAAAAGGAGGGACUGAAGGGACGCAAGCUAAGCAAAGCUGUGGAGAGUUUCACCUGGAACAUCACUGUGCUCAAGGGUCAGAGUGAUCUGUUACGGGGAGCUAAGAUGGAUUCCCUGGAUGCCCUGAGGCAGCUGGCCUUGGCAUGUGAAGCCUGUGGACUCACCUCCUCGUCCUCUUCCUCCAACUCCUCGUCCUCCACCUUCUCCACUGCCGAGCUGCACUACUCCUCCCACCCCCUGUCAGGCCGUCGAAGCAGCACACACGGCAACGGACGCAUCUGAUACCCCUCCCCCAUCCAAAGAUGAAAAGGGAGUGGACAGAAUAAUUACAGAGGAUAAGAGAGAAAAGGAGGCAGGAGAGCGAGAAAGACUGGUGUAAAAAGCACCACAGGAGACAUGAUUUUCUUUCUGACAGAGUGUAUCCCUUUAUCCAGUGCAGUAAGUGUCUAGACUAGCCUAGACCAGAGCAGUAUAUCUGUUAAAGCCUUAUAGUGAGUUCAAUUUAUCACUGAGGGUCCAGCCUGCGGAGAGGCUUUUCAUGAAUGUCGUAACUUUGAGGUAGUGAAACAUAGAAAGGCACUCCACGCAGGUGCUUGAAUGGUUCCUACUUUUUUUUUCUGAGAAAAAAAGUGUGACUCACAUUAUAACUCUGCAGGGUUUUCCCUCAUUAGAGGGGAAAUCAUAGACACCUGAAUAAUUUGUGACAACGGGGCUGUUGUGGAGCUGACGUUUAUGGUUCUGUUAGUGUUUCAGUUCAGAGAUAGAAUGCAGAAUGGAGUUGAUAUAGAGCUGAUGGGGCGAGUUAUUCUUUGCCUCAGCAUUUCAGCAUGUACCUUUUGAAGGCAGCAAGAUAUAUAUGUGAUUGUGUGUUUGUAUGUGUGUGCACAUGGCGGAGAGGGAAAGGUUCUUUAAGAGAUUGAUUGACAGGAUGUGACCCACAUAAAACACAGAUGAAGAGUAACUAAUUCAAGUAGCCUAGAUUUAUGGUGUAAUACUACUUUUUUAAACUCACAAAGCUUUUAUGGUAUCCCUACUUUUGUUUUUAGAUAGAACUAAAGUUACUGCAAUAAAACUUCAACUUAAGACAGAUAUAACAGACAGUAAAUGACAGGGAGUAUUUGAUGUCCACAUGAAACCUUUUCCUAUACCUGAUUGGCUGAGCGUACCCCUUGUCUUUGGUCCUCAAACGCUAAAAACAUGGUGGCUGUUCUGGUUACAUCACAUUUUUCCAAAGCUGUCAAAGCUGCAAAUUUUGUUCUUCAUUGAAUUUCAGAUGAAAAAUAGACCUCAUCUAAAGUACCAACAAUGAGGUUUGGGAGUAUGGAGCUGUAGAAAGUCACAUACAUCUGAACAUCAGCUGAUUUUAUCUAAUUGACUGACUUGUCUUUUCAGACUUCAGUCUCUUAGCAAAUACUAAGCUCUUUCCUGGUUUGUUUAAAAGGCAUUAAAUAACUCCACAGAUUAGUUGAUACAUGCAAAACAUCAAUUACCGCAUUCGACAGAUUCCGAGGAUUAGUACAUUUUCUAAACUUUAACUAAAAUACAGAAGCACUCACACACAGGGUCUUGUUAUCACCACUUGAUAGCCUUUGAGUCUGUCAUGUUCGCUUGGAGAGUGGAUAGCUUGAAACAGGAGGAAUGAGGUGUUGUGGAGAAGAGUAAUUGGAGAAGUGUGUUGAUACUGUAGUACUGCUGUAGUACAUGUGUGGAUCACAUAACCUCCUCACGACACCAGCAUGUAGGUAAUUGGACUCUGUACGUGUGCGUUUGUGUGUAGGAAGAAGAGAUUCCUGCAGCACUGAUGAAGUACACUGUAUUGAUGUAGCAAUAAUAAUAGUGGUACAUUACAAGAAAGUCAAUGAGGCUGUGUACUGGCUGAAAGAUUGAAAACAAUAUUACUAACUGUAUGGCUCAGUGAUGCUUAUAAAUGUGUAUGAAAACAACUACAAAAAUGCUGUCUACUGAUCAAGGCUUGUAGUUGUGCGUACCUGUCUGUGAUGGCCACCUCUUGGUCUUUGAGUGUAAUUGUGUAUUUCUUCUUAAUGCAGGAAAACACCUGAUAUUUGUUCUUUAACUUCAGCUUUUGUACUCAUUUUCUUGGAUCUUGUAAUGCUGCGUUUGAACCAAACUUGACAAAAGUGAUGCCAAGCAACACACAGGACUAAGCUGUUAGAUUUACCUCCUUGAAUAUUGUCACACCUUACUAUUCUCUGGUGAACAAAAGUAUAUCUCCACUGUUGGGGAUUUUUUAGUCUUUGAAAUGAAAUGGAAAUACAUGUCUCAGAAUGCAUCAUCAUCCAGCUUUAAAACUACGCUGUUUUCUUGAUUUCCAAGUCGUUAGCAUUUUGGUUUUGCAUUGGUUGAUGUAAUUUAAAAAGACAAGUAAGGCAGGUGUUUGAAAAGGUUUGAUUAACAAUUACUCAUGAUCUAGUGCACCAUAGGUAUUUUUUAAACAGUGGAUUUGAACAAAUGUAUUCCCACCUGAAUCUACUGGAGCUGAAAGUGCAGAGUGGGACAUUUUGAAUGUUAAUUCUGCCCUUUGAGGGAGGCAGGAAGGUCGACCGAUGAGAGACGAGGGUCACAGCUAAACAUUGUAACAGAUCAACCAGCCGGUGGCAUUUUGCAGUAGACGGGGUGAGAAACACUGAAACACGGGGAGGACACUGAGGUUUACCAACUUGUUAAGCCCCUUUUAAGUGCUUGUGCAGGACUACUGUUUUUUUCUGAAUGACAUCCCAUAUUUUUGUAUUCUGUUUUGUUGCCUUUCAGUUAUCUACACAUCCCUUUCCUUUUUUUAAUACUAUUAACCUCUUUUGUACCUCCA